GUCGGUUUUUGGCUCGUUGCCUCGCUGGUUUUACUUCGCGGCUGUCAUUAGAUAACUUUUCCAUGUGAUUAUCGCGUAUCGGUUUGCGGUGUUCUCUACUUCGGCGCGCACAAUAUAUUCUUCAAAACUCCAGUAAUAAUGCCAAAUUUGGUGCACAGUUUCGUUCCAUCGUGUGAAGUAAUCGAUUGACCAGUGUUUAGCAAUAAAAGUUGAACCCUAUCGGUGUUUGGGCAGUGAAAAUAUCAGAAGCCGAAAAUAGCCAUUGAAAAUAUUUUCACGUGAAAAGUGUGCAGUGGUCGCCUGCUCCGCUCAUCAGAUCGGCUGGCUGGUGUGGGGGUUUGCUAUCGUUGCGGAGGAAGAAAAAGAGAAGCGAUCAAAAAGUGGAAAAUUUCGGCACCAGUCGCGUGUUUUUGGAGGAAGGGAUUAGUCUUGUUGUGGAAUUGAAAGUUUAAUCCAAAGUGGAUAGUGAUCGGAAGUGUGGAAUGCUUGGUUUCGGACUUGUCCGAAUGCAAAUACGAGUCGGUCUCUACUAGGAUGAUGGAGCACAGUGAGCAGUGAAUGUGACAUAGGGGCGAAGUGCUAAUAGUCACAAGCUAAUUGUACCCCUCUCCACGACGUGAUCUCGGUUCUGGGGAAUCGGAAUCUUCCAGAACCGAGAUAUUAUCCCGGUCCCAAUUGAGCAUAAGCAACAUUGUACCAGUGGAGAAGAGGCCUAACUCAAUUGCAUACGCCAUGGAGUCUAGAAUAUUGAAUGCAGCGGCUGCGAGGGCAGCACCCACCUCUGCACAUUUUAUCGGAGCCAAAGGGAAUCACGCUUACAUCGGCGGAUUCCAGCAGUUCACUACUAACGAAAAAACAAUUUGCAGUCUCCAAUACAACAUACCGGCUAUUGGACACCACUAUGGGAACGCAUUCGCUCCGGAUGACGAGGAGGAUGACGAUGACGAUGAGGAAGAGGACUGUAGUGGUUUAGUACCUGGUGCCCUAGAUGCUUAUAGCCAAUCAUCAAUGAAUAUGGUCAGCACGACCGAUGGGGAGUUUUACGAUGACGAGGAGGAAGAAAUCGAUGAGGACGUCGAAAUGUCGCCAGCAAUCGAGGUGAUCUCGAUCGAUCCAAACUGUGACUAUGAUUCGGAUGAAGAGGAGGAACAAGAAAUAGAUGAAACAAUAGAAGUAGUAGAAGAACAUCCGGCUGUAGCGGGUCAGGAGAUUGUAGUCAAUCAAGCUCCAGUACCGGAGCUACAGCCAAGAAUAGAAGAACAAAGCAUUAUGGAACCGUUAAUUGUACAGGAAACUGUCGUUGAAGAAGUGUGCGCUCAAGUAGAGUUAGAACGAGAUGUGAUAGAAGGUUUGGAAAGUGAUGACAUUGAACCGGAGUUGGAGAACAUUCAUCGCGAUUCGGAAGAAGGGGGUUCGGAUAACGAUAGCAGUAGCGAUAGUGAUAGUAGUAGUGACAGCAGCAGUGAUAGCGAUAGCAGCAGAAAUAGUCGUAGCAGAAGCAGAAGUAGAAGCAGUUCAUCCAGCUCCAGUAGCAAUAGGUCAACGUCCACAGCAUCCAGUCAUCCAAGUGACUUUGUGCAUCGAUCUGAUGCAGAGCAGGAUGCAAACGCAGAGCAGCAGGAAAAUUUAGCAAAGGUGAUAGAACGCCGCAAAUUGAUGGCGAUUGAACGUCGAAAACGUACCACUAGCAUAAAUAGGAAGUCGUUUUCUUUGCCGCACUCGCCGAUUGCCGGAGUGAGUGGCAGUGUAUUGCAUGACAUGACAAGUUUAAGUUUUGAUGAUCUGGAUGUAUCGGCUAUAGCGAACGAUCUAAGCCCAUUGAAAAUCCCGGUACGUGCCAGUGAAUCCGAUGAAAAGUUGGUGCAAGAGUUAUCUGAAAGCAACUUCGAUCUGGCCGCGUACAUUACAGAGGAUGACUUCGUUACAACGGACUCUGAGAAGCGAGAUACCCAGAACCAAAAACAACCAAAGGCAUCUCCCGUGAAGAAAGCUCCAAAAUCUCGUGGAAAACAGUUAAAGAUGUUGCGGGAGCUGAUGAUUUCGCCCAAGUCCAACAAUGACGAGUCCGGGUUCUCACGAAGGACCUGCACAAACAAAACGCGCCGAAUAGUAGAAGAAAGUGGCUCGGAAUCGGAAGACUCUGAGUCCGAAAGUGACACUAGAACUUGCGUGAAGAUUUUCGGAAUCGAACGAAUGAUCGGCAAACCAAAGCGAAAGGAAGAUGAUACGAAAGCGGAUCCUACAUGGAAUCCGAACGGAACGGUCCCUGCCAAGCCAGCUCAACGAAUAGUCCCAAGUCAGAAAAUGGGAACACCGCCAGCGGUUGUACCGAUUCAACAGAUAGGCAAACGAGAUAUCAGUGAUAUGAAACCCCAGUCGGCACCAGCCAAAGCCAGUGAACCCACAAAACCUGUAAAUAAUUCAAACAUCAAAAAUAAACUGCUUAGCGCUGGAUCGCAAUUAGCACGUAACAAAAUGCUUUCCCUGAUGGCAAAAAACAAGCCACCUUUGCAAGCAAUCAAACAACAUUCAAAAUCAACCGGAAGAGUAAGUAACACUAACAGCAGUAGCCAGCUGAAAUCGGCAGAGCAGCCGAAAAAGAAGCCAACAAUUGUAAAAAACAACGUAAAACUUGACCAUGAUUACUGUUCACCGAAGAAAGGUUCCGGCCAAAAUCCGCUGGCGCCAGUGCCACAGCGGAAAGCGAUAGAAAUUCCGUUCCUUUUGCCUACCAUGGAUCAGCUGCGUCAGAAGAAGCUCUCGAAGAACAAAAAACGUCUGGAAGCCACCAGCAAGAAAGUCAAAACGGGUGUCGACUGUGAUAAAAAGGAACCUACUAAGCCUAGCAGCAUACAGCGGAGUAGUAAUGAACACAAAAGCAUUGCAGCUUCGGUUCCGGUUCCGGUUUCGGUUGUGAAGCAGGAAGUAAUCUCGGUCAAGGAAGAGCCCAAAGAACGGAUAGAAGUCAACACGAAUAGAUUGCCACCACCUGCGCAAAGUCAACCGAAGCAAAUUUCCUUAUUAAAGAUAAAUCAAAAUAAGCCCAAUGGUGUGCAAUCGGCUCCUGUGGUCGAACGCAGCAUCAAGUUGGAACCGUCUGACGAGAAACCCAAGUCUGAAGCAAUCAAUGCAACCAAUAGCAGUAGUAAUGAAUCUAUGGUUAAAGUUAAGAAGAAAUUAAACCUUCAGGAAUACAAGAAACGUCGUGAGCAUCCAUCUGAUGAAGUGACGAUGCCCGUGAUCGCAACUGAAAGCAGCAGUAAAAGUAGCAUCACCAGCUGUACUUCCACCGUGAGCGCAACUAGCAGCAAGGAAGAGUUAUCUAGCUCAUCGGCGGAGCAAACUGUUGCACAACCAGAACCGCAAAAACAAUCAGGCUGUAAAGCCGCACCUUUGGAUCCAAUUUCGGCAGCAAAGUUGAAGGCACUGCGAAUGCAGCAACUCAAAAAGGAAGCCGCCAUCAAGUCAACCGAAGCAAAUAUCAUCCCAAAGACUGUCCCGCAUAUCGUUCCACUGGCUGAAAUCACAUCGAUAAAAUUCGACGAGCAUGGAAACCCCAUGCCGUACGACAAGAACGCCGAACAGGAUGCCAGUGAGUGGAAACUGCACAAGGAUUUCGAAGAAAUUGUUAUCGUUUCUAUGGGUUGCAACACGGAGAUUACGAUUAACCCACAUGAAAUGAAUCGAGAAAUGGUUAAACCGGAACAACAAGAUAAAAACAUUCCGAAGAAUGAACUGCUGUCUAACAUUACCGAUACGAUCAAACGGUGCCAAUCGUCGGCGACGGCAAUCAUUUCCAGCAGUUCGUUGAUAUCCAGCAUCCACGAGGUGGUGAUCCGGAAGAAAUGCAAAAAGACUGAUACGAAUGAAGCCCUAACGGCGACUUUGACUGAGAAACGUGCGGUUGGUGGCGGACAAGCCAAUCAGCAAGGAUCCCCGAACGUUGGCGUAUCUCCACCCAAUGCAUUCUCUCCGGGCAAGCCGGAAAAAGCAGGCGGAACAUACGACCAGUCGCCUUCGUUCGACUAUGACGAAGGACAGUUGCAGCAGACGGUCGGAAAGGUCAAACCGGUCGAUCAUGGCGAAGACAAAAUCAUUAUGCAUUUACGAAAGGAUCGACAACGGUUUAAAGGGGUUUCGAUAGCCAUUCAGACUGUGUCGUUAGAUCGCUUCCCGGAACUGAAACGAUUCUCUCCCGUCAAGAAGGAACGAACCGUAUCACGAAGUAGCUGUGGAUCAGCUGCUCGUAGCCGCAGCCGCCAAAGUGCCGGUAGAAGUCGGGAUCGUUCACGUCGACAAUACCGAAGACGCCGGAGUCGUAGUUCUUCAUCGGAACCUGAAAUCCGUACCAGGUCUUCCAGCUCCUUCCGAAGUAGCAAGCAGCGACCGUCUUCCAGAAGAAGUCGCAGUCGGUGCAGUAGUUCUAGACGUAGAUCACGAUCCCGGUCUCGGUCCAGGUCCAGAUCCUACAGACGCCGUAGCCGUAGCAAUUCACAUCGCCGGAGAUCGAGCGUGUCUUCCGAGCGACGUCGCUACUAUGAAAGAGACUAUUCGCGACGCGGUCGCAGCAGUAGAAGGCGAAGAUCAAGAAGCACUUCGUCGCACUAUUCUAGCAGCAGUAGCUAUAGCUCACGAUCACGGUCGCGAUCGGUAUCGCGGUCGAGUAGAUCACGCUCACGCUCUAUGUCACGUCCUUCGUCCCGGGUGAGGAAUUUAUCCCGUACUGAGUUCCGCCGUCCAGCACAGUCACCAGAGAGGAAAAUAGUCUACGUGGGACGUUUGGAACCAGCGCUGAAAAGGGAAGAUCUUAAGCGAAAGUUCGUCCAAUAUGGACGCAUCAAGCAAGUGACAUUGCACUACAAGGAAUCCGGGGCAAAGUAUGGAUUCGUAACGUUCGAGAAGCCCCAGGAUGCAUACAAAGCCAUCGAUUGCAGUUCGAAGGAUCCUAUCCUGAGCGAGUACGACGUCAGUUUUGGAGGUAGACGGGCUUUCUGUCGCACGGAGUAUGCUGAUCUUGAUGGCGACUUAUCGCAUGUUCAAGAAGGCGUUCCGUAUAUCGCACCGAAUGGAUCACUGCUGAUGGCUCCAAAUCCGAUAAUCACCCAGCCGCGCAAGGACGAGGGCGAUUCCUUCGAGGAACUACUCAAAAAACUGAAAAAGGAAAUCAGUGCCAAAAAGCCACGCAAGUCUUGACCACAAGUGGCGAUUGCUUUAUGACGCGUACCUGCUUUUGGCCGCUGGUAUUCCUCACUUCAAAGGGUGUUGUACUGCCUCCACCACCGAAUUUGACAAACCUUCAAGAACAUUUGUCUUCAUUUCAUAUUGUCCACCCGGCGCUACUUCAAACUUUCUUACGGGUUUAUUGUUUAAACUUUAUUCUAAACAAACGCAAUCAGGUUUGGCCGGUUUCUCUUAGCUUACUCGCAACAUUGAAAUUUUAGCUAUCGGUUUCUUAUUUUGUUUUUGUUCGUGUGCAAUUCAACGUAAUUUUACACCUCAAGAUUUCGAUUGUGCUCUAAUUGCAAAAUAUUUGAUUUAUGCUACCAUCAACGGUGCCAUUGGGAAAUGAUAUUUGUAAUAUAUAGUAAAUCAAAUACUAAUUUUAUAGAGAUUCAGCAGACAAUUGAACAUCAUUUGUUUUCUUUUGUUGUUGAUUUUAGUGCACGGAAGUGUUAUCAAGGUUACGUUGAAAUAAGCGAUGCAGCUAUCACUUUCAAACACGAUACGAAAAAACGAAAAAAGUAGCCUUCCCGAGGUAGGAUACGGCACGUUAUUCUUUAAAGUUGUUCUAUGUUCUUCGGAAAUAUUAAAUUAAAAGUAUAACCUUCCUGUUUAGAAGUGCUAGAUAGGGUCUACAAAAAAAGGCUUUAUGUAAAACAUUGAAGCAUUAGCGAUGUAUAAUUCCUGUUCCCUACUUUAAUUUGUUCAUGAUUGAAAAUAAACUGUUAUCGAAAAUAUCUUCCAACGAAACUGCUCACUCUUACAUUAACAAUUUGUUCAAGAUACAACCGAAUGGUAGUGAAAACCAAAAGUCUAUAAUUUAAACGUUAAUUUACCGGUUUUACAUAAACAUACUCGUUUCGUUCUUUUAACCUAACAACUUAAACAAGAAUGGAGAAGACACUGAUUAUUCACUAAAAUGGAACAUGUAAACGAUGAAACAUUAAAAUCUGUGAUUUUUGACUAUGUAAUAAAAGGAAUGUGUUUCAUAUGCCCUGAUUUGAUUUUUGUCAAACAAAUAUUUACUUUUGAAAAUUUUAGGUUAGGAUUCAAAGGCAGAAACUACACACGGUUUUCGUCUUGUUUAAUCGAUAAUAUGAUAAUUAUGCAUAAAAUAGCCGCAGAUUAGUUUUGUUAAGUCCAAAUCCCCCCAUGUUAGUCGAUUAGUUGUUUCUUCUAACCAUUACUUCCAUACCUAGCUUAUAGUUUGAAUAUUGACCUAGGAACCUUUAUUUCAAUACUGCUCGCUGUUUUUGUUAAAUAAAACUUUGAAAA
Messenger RNA from Ochlerotatus camptorhynchus, 6495 nucleotides. RefSeq names its product serine/arginine repetitive matrix protein 2-like. Bases 733 to 5193 code for a protein of 1486 amino acids. Gene Ontology annotation, biological process: positive regulation of transcription by RNA polymerase II. The record is from RefSeq and is a predicted model, not a curated record. Gene Ontology annotation, molecular function: RNA binding; transcription factor binding. NCBI's taxonomy places the organism in Eukaryota, Metazoa, Arthropoda, Insecta, Diptera, Culicidae. The transcript is spliced from 7 exons. Gene Ontology annotation, cellular component: nucleus.